Momordica charantia (bitter melon) is the source of this 1528-nucleotide messenger RNA. RefSeq names its product putative disease resistance protein RGA3. Gene Ontology annotation, molecular function: ADP binding. The record is from RefSeq and is a predicted model, not a curated record. NCBI's taxonomy places the organism in Eukaryota, Viridiplantae, Streptophyta, Magnoliopsida, Cucurbitales, Cucurbitaceae.
CAUUGACUUAUCUCUUCCACAAAAAUCCUCUGUGAGUUUGGAUCUUAAUUCUUUCCACAAAAAGUAAAUUAUGGCGGAAUUGGUGUGGAGUUUUGCUGUGCAGGAAGUGUUGAAGAAGAUAGUGAAGCUGGCAGCAGAGCAAAUGAGUCUGGCAUGGGGUUUCAAGAAGGAGCUCGCAAAGCUGAAGGACUCUCUACUCAUGAUGGAAACCAUCCUACACGACCUUGACAGAAUCAAGGCCGAGCAUAAGGCCGUGAAGCUAUGGGUGGAGAAGCUUGAAGAUGUCGUCUUCGAAGCCGAUGUUCUACUCGACAAGAUUGCUUUCGAAGAUCUUCGACGAAAGGUGGAAACUGGGAAAGAGGUGAUGGUAAGUUAUUUCGUUUCAUCCUCCAAAAAUCCUCUUGUUUUUCGCCUCAAGAUGGCGAGUAAGAUUAAGGGCAUCGCUAAGGCCUUGCACGAGCACUAUCGCGCUGCAAGUGCUGUGGGACUCGUUGCUAUAACAUCUAAAGAAACUGAAUCUGAUGAUGAUAUUACUCAAAUUCUAGAGACAGAUUCAUUUCUAGAUGAGAUUGGAGUUAUUGGGAGGGAGAUUGAAGUAUGUGAGAUAGUGAACAAAUUGAUUGAUCCGAGCCAUCAUGAAGCUCUGUUUGUUCUACCAAUUGUUGGCUUGGGUGGAUUGGGAAAAACAGCUGUGGCAAAGGUAAUCUUCAAUCAUGAAGUGAUAAGGGAGAAUUUUGAUACAACUCUAUGGGUUUAUGUGUCUAAAUCUUUUGUCAUCAAGAAGAUCUUAAGAGCAAUUUUGGAAACUCUUAAUGCUAAUUCUUGUGGCUUCGAUAGUAAGGAAGCCUUACUUCAAGAGCUCAAAAAAUGGCUGAAUGACAAAAGAUAUUUUCUCGUGCUCGAUGAUGUUUGGAAUGAGAAUCUUAAUCUAUGGAACGAGUUGAAGGCAUGUUUGUUAAAGAUUACAAAGAAAUCUGGAUGUGUUGUGGUUGUGACUACUAGGAGUGACGAAGUUGCGGAAAUCACGGAGACGCAGUAUUAUUCUAGGCAUUACUUGAGAAGAUUAUCAGAUGACCAUUGCUGGUCCUUGUUUGAGAAAUGUGCAUUUAUAAAUGAAUGGCCAACCACUUUGAAGUUGGAUGAGGUUCGGGAAGAACUUGUUGAAAAAUUUAGUGGCAUACCAUUGGUUGUGAAAGCAUUAGGAGGAAUGGUGAAGAUAGACAAGAAUCGUGAUGGAUUGCAGUGCACGUUGGAAAAUCUGAUAAGAAUUUUGUUGCAAGAUGAAAAUUAUAUAUCUACGAUAAAAUUAGGUGUGGAUCGCCUACCAUUAUCAUUCUCGUUAAAACAAUAUAAUAGCUCAAAAUUUUCCCAAGACUUCAAAUUCAAAAGAGAAUAACGACAAGAAUACUUUAACCAACCAUCAGAGAGAAGAAAUGCGACAUUAGACACAAAUACUUCAACAUUUUGUUGUCCCACCCCUUGUUUCAAGAUGUUGUCAAAAGAUAAAGAGAGGAAUACUUAUAUAUUG